UACAAAAAGUUACGAGUGGUUUUCUGUAAUUAUUCAGUUUAUAAGAUAUUAUUUGUUAAAAAUGAGUAAAAAGAGGAGUUCAGAAGCAUCGGAAACAAGUAAAGCCAAACAGUCAAGACAUUGGUCCAUGGGAUUAUUAGAAAGUAUGAAAAAUCCAGAACUUGUCGUUAAAGAAACUGAGAAACUAGUAGCUAUAAAGGAUAAAUACCCGAAAGCCAAAAUACACUAUCUAAUCCUUCCACACGAAAACAUAAGUGGUAUUUCAAAGUUAAAUAAAUCUCAUAUAGAACUGCUAGAAGAAUUUAAGAGGUUAUACAUGGAAUUCACGGUAAUGCAUAAAGAAGCUGGUUUAAGGGCUGGUUUCCAUGCGGUUCCCUCAAUGCAGAGGCUGCACAUGCAUGUUAUUAGUACCGACAUGAUAUCUCCGAGUCUCAAAACUAAGAUCCAUUGGAACAGUUUUACCACUGACUUCUUUAUUCCUGUUGAUGAUAUUAUUAAGGAACUAAAAGAAAAUGGGAUGCUGAAACCAAUCUCAAAGGAAUUACACAAAAGCCUCAUGGGGACACCCUUAAAAUGCAAUCAAUGUAGUUUUGAACCUAAAAAUAUGCCUAAUCUCAAAGAGCAUUUACUAACUCAUAAAUAAAUUCUGCAGGCAUUAAG
Plutella xylostella (diamondback moth) is the source of this 660-nucleotide messenger RNA. RefSeq names its product aprataxin (gene Aptx). Gene Ontology annotation, cellular component: nucleus. Gene Ontology annotation, molecular function: DNA 5'-adenosine monophosphate hydrolase activity; double-stranded RNA binding; single-stranded DNA binding. Lineage: Eukaryota; Metazoa; Arthropoda; Insecta; Lepidoptera; Plutellidae. Gene Ontology annotation, biological process: single strand break repair. The record is from RefSeq and is a predicted model, not a curated record.